This is a messenger RNA of Parnassius apollo (apollo), 726 nucleotides long. Lineage: Eukaryota; Metazoa; Arthropoda; Insecta; Lepidoptera; Papilionidae. The record is from the annotation of a GenBank genome assembly.
AUGUCACAAGUACCGCAACAAGGUUUUGUGCCCGAGAAAAUCCAGGAGUUCAAUCGCAGAGCGUCACUAGACAUGAGUGACUCGCCAUCUCAUCAAAAAGUACUACGAAAUCCGCAAGAUACUACACCUAAGAAGGAACCUAACCAGAACGGUACGGAUAAAUCGACAGACGAAAAGUCUAAACAGGACUUUAAACCUAAAUCUGACACCAGUAGCCCAGCGCGUCCGAGCAUAGAGAGCAAAAACCCAUUCUCUUCUAAUUUUUAUCGCAACAGACAACACGGACAUUUUGAAAUGGGUCCGCGCGGUUUAGAUUAUUCUCCACAUCGCAUGGGCAUGGAAUUUACAAAUAGGCUUCGAGAUUAUGGACCACAACGAUCAACAUCCAUCCACGGCCACGAGCUGACCGAUGGUCCUGUGAAACCAGAGUAUUUGGGUCAUCGGGCGCAUUUUGGCAGCCAGAUUGUUCCUGGUGGUAUCAACCAUCCUGAUGUAGUCUUCAGACAUGAUUAUUAUAACCAAAUGGGUUUUUCUCCGCCGCGUGCUUCGAGGUUUUCUUCCCAGGAGUAUCUAAAUGCACCCGCUCAGUAUGGAAGAUGGCCGGAUUACAGAUCUGAGUAUCGCCAAAGACGCCGAUCCCAGCAAGACUUGCAUUCCAUGGGACACAGCCCCGAAUCAGAUAAUCUAAGUGUAAAGGGUUACCAGUCUGCCCUAUAUUUGCCUUAA